Messenger RNA from Ophidiomyces ophidiicola, 2448 nucleotides. It is a transcript of the gene pso2, whose product is annotated as DNA cross-link repair protein PSO2/SNM1. Lineage: Eukaryota; Fungi; Ascomycota; Eurotiomycetes; Onygenales; Onygenaceae. The transcript has 2 exons. Gene Ontology annotation, biological process: protection from non-homologous end joining at telomere; double-strand break repair via nonhomologous end joining; interstrand cross-link repair. The record is from RefSeq and is a predicted model, not a curated record. Gene Ontology annotation, molecular function: 5'-3' DNA exonuclease activity; damaged DNA binding. The coding region runs from base 1 to 2448 and encodes 815 amino acids.
AUGCGACCCUCCUCUACUCCAGCGGCCCGCACAACGAAACCGUCGCUGAGUAGGUCCGGUCCACCAAAGUCCUCUACCGGAAGAAAUGCCAGCCUUCUUCAAUUUUUCAGUAAAUCGGACGGUCCGCCAAAGUUGAAAUCGACCCAGAGUCGGAUCACGGCGUACACGAUUAAAGGGCGAAGUGGCAAUGGCUCUCAGGACAAAGGUUGUACGAAUACCGAUGCAAGAGAACUGGGAGGACUUUUUGUCGAGGAUGUUGGAAUGGGUGGAAAUACUGCUGCUAUUUUGGAGCACAGGUUGCCUGAUAGCCGCGAUCGAUCACAGUCCCCUGACUACCUCUGGGCAGAUAUAGGAAAUCCAAACUUUACUGCCCAGGGUUAUAACAAUGAUAGGUACCAUGAAAAUGGAGUCUCUAUAAAAAGGCGCAAAAUGGAGGAUGACGGGAUGGGAGUAAACUCCUUGCCCCUGGAGGCACGUGAAUCGGUUAUGACUGUCGACGAAACGGCGGGCGAUACUAAAGAGGGACGCUCAUCCUCAAAAGAUAAUACCGCUACUGCAAAAAAACUUAGCUAUUCUGGACCUUUUGUUAUUGAUUCAGACAGUGAAAACGAGCUAGAAUUGUCUCGUGACCCACUUGAGCCAUUGAAUAUUGAAAUACCCCAUAUACCUAAAGAAACUGAUGCAAUAGAAUCACGACCUACAGAUUUUGUUUUUGAAGCGCAGAGUGAGAUUGGAAUUGGAGAUGGUGGUAAAGAAGUUGACUCCAGUGAUUCCGAGGAAGGCGAUCCUGAUGAAUCGGCCGAAUGCGAUGUCUUCGGGAAUAUAGGAGGCUAUGUUGAUGAAGAGGCAGCAGUUUGUCCUGUAUGCCAAUCAAGCUUAGAAGGGCUAACAGAACAUGAGUCCUCUUUGCAUGUCAAUCAAUGCCUCGACGGGGCCAGUACCCAACUGGAGGAAACAAAACGUCAGGAGGUUGAUAAACCUGCAACUACAGCAGAACUCAAGCUCAUGGCUCGACCCGGGCAGAAAAAUCCAUUUAAAAUUAGCUCAAAUACUACUACUACGUUGUCAGCAUUUACAAAAAUAAUGUCGGGCAAUGCAGAGGACGCAGCAUGGUCAGCCGCUGCAGCGAAUGAAGUAGCAUCGAGAGGCAAGCAAUCUUACGAAAGGACCUGUCCCUUUUAUAAGAUCCUUCCUGGGUUUUCUAUUACUGUUGAUGCUUUUCGAUACGGCGCUAUCGAGGGCUGCAAUGCAUAUUUCCUAAGCCAUUUUCACAGCGAUCAUUAUGUGGGACUGAAUUCAAAUUGGUCUCAUGGCCCAAUCUAUUGCAGCAAGGUCACUGGCAACCUUGUUCGCCAGCAAUUGAAAGUAAAGGCAAAAUAUAUUGUUGACCUCGAAUUUGAAAUCCCAAUUGAGGUCCCUGAGACAGCUGGGGUAAAGGUCACUAUGAUACCCGCAAACCAUUGCCCUGGCAGCUCUCUCUUUCUUUUCGAAAAGCGCUAUAGCAACAGCCAGAAAAUCCAGCGGAUUCUUCACUGUGGUGACUUCAGGGCCUCGCCAGCACAUAUAUUGAAUCCAUUAUUGAAACCAAACAUUGUUGAUGAGCGCACUGGGCGAUUGCGAGAGCAAAGAAUCGACGUUUGCUAUCUUGACACCACAUAUCUUAAUCCAAAAUUCGGAUUUCCCGUUCAAGAGGAUGUGAUUGAUUCAUGCGCGCAGAUGUGUGUAAACCUGGAUAAAAACAAACCAGACGGCGAUGGCAUAUGGAAAGUUGGCGGGGACGCAUUAGCAAAAGACAAUACCGCAGACCAUGGUAACAAAGCCAAGCGCCGGUUGCUCGUUGUUAUCGGGACUUAUAGUAUAGGGAAGGAGCGAAUAUGCUUGGGAAUAGCAAAAGCUCUCAACUGCAAAAUUUAUGCCACUGCGGAAAAGCAGCGCAUAUGCGCGUGUCUUGAAGACCCAGAGCUGUCUAGCAUGCUUACCAAUGAUCCCUUGGAAGCUCAAGUUCACAUGCAUAGCCUGAUGGAUAUCCGUGCUGACACACUUUCGGACUACCUUCACUCCUUGAAGCCACACUUCACGCAUAUUGUAGGAUUUCGCCCGACGGGUUGGAACUAUCGUUCCCCGGCAGGCAGGAUGACAGAUAGCCCGCCAGUAUCAGCUGUUCUACGCUCAGACUCAUGGAAAGCUCGAUUUACCACCAAGAGCCUCGUGCCACAACGGGGUAGCACAAAAGAAGUCUCGUGUUUCGGCGUGCCAUACAGCGAGCAUAGCUCGUUUCGGGAGCUAACGAUGUUCUGCUGUGCCCUGAGAAUCGGCAAAGUUAUCCCAACUGUAAAUGUAGCGAGUCGGAGGACGAGAGAAAAGAUGAAGACUUGGAUUCACAAAUACGAAGCGGAGAAGAGAAAAUCUGGGUUAUUUUCGGUUGACGAGAAUGCAACGAGGUGGUGA